Hibiscus syriacus is the source of this 1096-nucleotide messenger RNA. RefSeq names its product linamarin synthase 2-like. Lineage: Eukaryota; Viridiplantae; Streptophyta; Magnoliopsida; Malvales; Malvaceae. Gene Ontology annotation, molecular function: UDP-glycosyltransferase activity. The transcript is spliced from 2 exons. The coding region runs from base 37 to 1008 and encodes 323 amino acids. The record is from RefSeq and is a predicted model, not a curated record.
GGUUCAGUUCAUUGAUUAGUUAUUAUUUCCUCUAAGAUGGUUUCAACUGGAUCUAAACCACAUGCAGUAUGCCUACCAUUCCCAUCACAAGGCCAUGUUAACCCCAUGAUGCAACUGGCUAAGCUCUUGCAUUCAAGAGGCUUCCAUAUAACCUUUGUCAACUCCGAGUUCAACCAUAGACGAUUGAUCCGGUCUAGAGGGGUAGAAGCCGUUAAGGGUCUGCCGAAUUUCCAAUUCGAAACCAUCCCCGAUGGGCUGCCACCUUCUGAUGCCGAUGCAACUCAGCCUGUUCCUCUAAUAUGUGAUUCCACACGAAGAACUUGUUUCACACCAUUCUUGGAACUACUCUCUAAGUUGAAUUCCUCACCCCAAGUGUCGCCUGUUAUUUGCGUAGUUUCUGAUGGAAUCAUGAACUGUGGAACCAAGGCUGCUCAAGUCAUCGGGGUGCCUUAUGUUCAACUCUGGACUUCUUCCACUAUUAGCUUUAUGGGAUAUCUUCAAUACAAAGAACUUGUUCAAACAGGCAUUGUUCCAUUCAAAGAUGAGAACUUUGUUAGCGAUGGGACACUUGAGAAGCCGAUUGAUAUCCCCGGUAUGCCUAAUAUGCGCUACAAGGAUAUGCCGAGCUUAAUAAGAACAACCGAUCCCAAAGACAUCAUGUUGAAUUUCUGCAUGGAAGUAUCGCAAGAAUGCUUAGAAUUUUCUUCAAUAAUCUUCAACACAUUCGAUGAGAUCGACAAAGAAGUGCUGCAAGUUCUUGCGGACAGAACCUCAAAUAUUUAUGCAAUUGGUCCACUUGCCUCGCUCUGUAGGAACAUUAACAUACCCAAAAUCCAACACGACUCGCUAAAUUCAAGCAUAUGGAAGGAAGACACAAGCUGCAUCGAAUGGCUUAACACAAUGGAGCCUAACUCGGUUUUGUAUGUGAAUUAUGGGAGUGUAACAGUAUGUCAUCUAAAAGAUUUGCUUGGGGACUUGCAAACAGUAAGUACCCGUUUUUAUGUAUAGUGAGACCCGAUGUCGUAAUGGGUGAAUCAGAUGUUUUGCCAACAGAAUUCAUGGAGGAAAUAAAAGGAAGGGGCUUCAUCACUGUUGG